This is a messenger RNA of Pristis pectinata (smalltooth sawfish), 2429 nucleotides long. RefSeq lists its product as uncharacterized. Lineage: Eukaryota; Metazoa; Chordata; Chondrichthyes; Rhinopristiformes; Pristidae. Gene Ontology annotation, cellular component: plasma membrane. The transcript is spliced from 7 exons. The coding region runs from base 1 to 846 and encodes 281 amino acids. The record is from RefSeq and is a predicted model, not a curated record.
AUGAGUCAGUUCAAAAGACAACUGAAUGCACUGAGCUCGGAGGAGAUCGCAAAAGAAGAACAGAAGUCAGAAGGAUUUGGAUGGUGUGAAUGGCUGCUCAUCAUCUGCUCAAUAAUCCUCAUUCUUGCAACCUUCCCCCUCUCAGUGUGGCUCUGCAUUAAGACUGUUCAGGAAUAUGAAAGAGCCGUGGUGUUUCGGCUUGGCCGUAUUCUUCGUGGCGGAGCGAAAGGUCCAGGUAUUUUCUGGUUUCUACCCUGCACUGAUACCUUUCACCUUGUCGAUUUGAGGACCGUGUCAUUCUCGGUUCCUCCUCAGGAGGUCUUGUCGAAAGACUCUGUGGCAGUUAUGGUGGAUGCUAUUGUCUACUACCGCAUCUUCGAUCCAGUGAGGUCAGUCGUCAGAGUGAAUAAUGUGGCCAAUGUUACUCACCUGCUAGCUCAGACAACACUGCGCAACAUACUGGGCACCAAGAACCUGUCGGACAUCGUAUCUGAACGGGAGCACAUGGCGCAGCAGAUGGAGGACCUCCUGUUCGAAGCAUCGAAGGAAUGGGGCAUCAAGGUCGAGCGUGUGGAAUUCAAGGAUGUGAAGCUGCCGGUGGGACUGCAGAGGAUGAUGGCUGCCGAAGCGGAGGCUGUGAGAGAUGCCAAUGCCAAGGUGAUUGCAGCAGAAGGUGAGAUGAGGGCCUCCCAUGCCCUCAGAGAUGCAGCCACCGUGAUGGCGAGGAACCCUGUCGCCUUGCAGCUCCGCUACCUACAGACACUGACCGAGGUCGCGUCAGAGCACAACUCCACUAUCUUCUACCCAAUGCCCAUCAACCUCAUGACUGGCUUCCUGGAGAAAUGAGUAGGGUUGCGCAGAGCAGAGGGGUGGCCGCAGACGUGAGGCGAAGAUGUGCAGACUUGUCUGCAGUGUUGAAUCCUGUGUUUGCAGACUUUGUGUUGGGAAAAUGUGAGACAUUUGGUUUGAAGAUUCUAACCCCCCCCCCCCCCCCCUUAGCAAAAGCUGGAUAAGGCAUUCCGCCCACUUGCAUCCAUUCACUGUCCCAGAAAAUGUUCCGUUUAUUCGUUGCCCUCUGCUGCCUAUCCUGGGCAUCUGUUGCAGUCACGUUCCCUCUUGUGUUCACACUGUACGCAUUGCCAUUUUCAGACCUUUCUCAUCAUACCUUUCAGUUCUGUUUCCCGUCUUUGGGGCACAAGUUUCGACCUCAUAUAUAUAAAUGAUCUUCUUCCCAAAUGCAUUGCAAGUGGGUUAUAGUGCACAUAAAACUGGAGUAAAAACAGACACCACUGGAAGUACUCAGCAGGUCAGGCAGUGGCUGGGGAGAGAAAAACAGUUAACGCCUCAGGUCCAUGAUCUGCUGAGAAUUUCCAGCAUACACAGUUUGCUUUGCUUUUCGAUCAAUGUAACAAGUUGACUUGUAAUCAAUGCCUUCUGCUCAGUGGAGUCUCCAAACCAUCUGUACCCUAAGAUGGUGGGAUGGUGGUCAUUUAAUAUGGGCAUACCUUCACUUUGCCCAGAAAGGUCAGGCCUUUAUGAUCUAUUUCCUCUUAUACAACACACUCGAGGAAUACUUUCUCUUCUCUCUCUCUCUCUCCUUUUUCUCCUCUCUUCCUCCUCUCUAUCUCCCCUUCUCUCUCUCACUCCCCCUUCUUUCUCUCCAACUCUCUCUCGUUCCCCCUUCUCUCUCUCUCCUCUCUCUCUCUCUCUCUCUCCCUCUCUCUCUCUCUCUCUCUCUCUCUCUCUCUCUCUCUCUCUCUCACUCACCUGUGCUAUCUUUCUGCGGCUCCCUCUCUAUCAGCUAUAGCUCUCUGUUCUUGGACAGCUUGGGCCUUGAGUGUUUAUUCAGCUGGGAACCCAAGUGAUUCUCUCGGCUUGAAUUUUUCUGGGAGUGCCCAGUUUACCCUAUGGUUAGUGAGGGGUGUGUAUUGAGUGGAGCUCCAGCGUCCUGGAGACUUAUUCCUCUCUUCACCUGGCCUCUACUUCCCAACCACAGUGGGGUGGACCAUUCUCCUCCAUACAGUGACUGUGGUUUGCACUGAUCCUGCAUUAGGACUGUCAACCAGCAGCAUUAGGUGGAAGUAGAGGGUAGCAGAAUACUCCAGCCCCUCCCACACCACCAUAGGUUAUACUCCUCCUGGACCACCAUUCCAUCCAAAGUGGAAUUGGCAGCUAUCCAUGGAGGAUUGACAUUACAGCAGUUGUUAAGGAGGAAGAUACAGAUGGUUGGUGAAACCGUUCUCAGCUUUUGCCAAGUGUCUCUGUAACUACCACUUCCCCUCUUUGAGCCCCGACCCAGCAAUCCACAAUCAGUUUUGAGAAAUUACUGUUUAGAGUCAUAACUUGCGCUGUGUUCUCAAAUGUUAAACUUUCAGCUUUCUUCAAAGGUUGUUUAUUACUGUUUUUUUUAACAUUGGCAAUUAAAAAGU